This is a messenger RNA of Zingiber officinale, 1987 nucleotides long. RefSeq lists its product as uncharacterized. The coding region runs from base 190 to 753 and encodes 187 amino acids. The record is from RefSeq and is a predicted model, not a curated record. The transcript is spliced from 2 exons. Lineage: Eukaryota; Viridiplantae; Streptophyta; Magnoliopsida; Zingiberales; Zingiberaceae.
AAUUAAGAUUCAAUCCUCAAUUAUCUCAGAACUGAGAAAAACCAUUGUCCUGGCCAAAUCUUAAAUCUGACUUGGUGGAUGAAGAUGUGGUCCUUGGUUUUUGUUUAAGUGAAUAUUGAAAUCGUUGGAGCUGCCUUUUUAACAAGCAGAGAGCCCUGGUCCGGCGUCCCACGUUCGUGGUCUUCCGCCAUGGACGACGCCACCUUCAAUGAAGCGCAUCAGCAGCAUCGCCUCCUCCCAUACCAGCCGAUCCAAGCCUACGAUCCCUCCCAGCCGAUCUUCCACGCAGCGCACAGCGCCUACCACCACCAACAGCAUCACCCCUAUGACCUCCACCCCUCCGAUUAUCCCUACCGCCCCUACCACUCCAUCGCUCCGCCGCCUCCAGCUGCGGUCUCCGCCACCCUCCCCGGGGCCUCUCAGAUCCACGCCCCCACGGCCCUGCACGGGGAUCUCCGCCUGGCAGCGCCGCCGACGCAUCACGGGGCCCCAGAGCCAUCCUCCUUCGGUUUCUCCGCGCCUCUUGGGACGAAUCCCCUGGCGUCUCAAGUGCCGGCGGCGUGGACAUUUGGCACGCUCGAUCGGGCUGCGUUGGCGAUCCCACACCCGCAGGUAAAACUAAUGAAAUUAGAGCGAGACAAAGGAGAGAGAUCAAAAGACCUUGAGGCAAGGGAUCUUCUUGUUAGAAGCAUCAAGAAGACAAAAAGGAAAAGGGUAGGCUUAAAGGGCAUCACUAACAAUGUUGAUGCUUGAAUCUGCAACCCACCCAAAGGGAGAUCAUUCAUAGAGGCAAUGAUAGGGGCGAGCUACAGUCUAGACCUUGAAUGAGGCAAAGGAUUUAUGGGAGUGUGAUCCAAAUCAACCAAGAAUCACUUUCUCCAAUGAGGAAGUCAUAGGCUAUGGCCACGGUAGAGGGAUUUAUUAUUUACUAAUAAAUGUAUUAGGAAAUAGAGUGAGGUUACUAGUGCCGUGGAUAUUGAAAGGAGGUGUGGAACUUGAUAGACAUUAGGCUUGAUUAUUUCAUAGGAAAACUUCAUUAUUGAGAUGAUAAAAGCUGUGGGAAAACAUAAUUUUGUAACCAUGUACAUGCUAAAAGUAUUUCAUAAAUUAUGGGAUAUGAUAACAUAGCUCGUUUUCAUAAGAAUAUUCUUUUGUAGAUAAGUCUGUCUAGAAAACUCUAAUACAGUUUUUAAGAUUUUUAUUAGAAAAGUCUGUUAUUUUAUGAGCAUUAUUUUAUGAAGAAUAAGUCAUAUUAUCAAUCUAUAAAAAGGGUUAGGGUAAAUCCUAAAACCCUACCCUAAAUUUUUAAUUAAUAUAAUUUUUAAUUUUCAACAUAAUAUCAAUGUCGAAACUUGGUGAUUUGGUCUUAGUAUUAGUUAUCCUUUAAUUCACUAUUAUCCUCAAGCUUCAACAUCGCUCUCAUUCAUGAACCAUUUGCAUUUUGAUCUUGGUUUGGUUCUUCUCUCCUUAUUCUCUCCUUACAAAUAUGAAGUUAAUUUUUUCCUUGUUUCAUUUUGUAUUCUAUUGUUCCUAAUUUAUCUUCUCUUUAUCUUCAUAUUCAUGUGACCUUAAGAUUGUGUAAACAGUCUAUUGCAAAAUGUAAGGUAAGAUUACGUACAAUUGACCGAAUAUGGUCCAACCCUUCCCCGAGACCUCGUAUUGGCGGGAGCUUCAUAAACCGACUGCCUUUUUAUCUUCAUAUUCUCUUAAUCUUAUUUUCCUUUACCUUAGUUCUUCUACACCGAUUUUCUUAUAUCUUUUGUUAUCAUUCCCUUAUCUUAUUUUUUCACUUUCUAUUUCUGUCAUCACCUCUUAACCCUAAUAUAUGUGUAUAUAUACAUCUAGAAAACCAAAAAAGGGUUAAAAAAAAAUCUUCAAAAUUUCAUCUUUAUCCUCAAUUAGAGAAAUAAUGGAAGGGGAGCCUUGGCGCAACGGUAAAGUUGUUGCCAUAUGACCAAAAGGUCAUGGGUUCGAAUCCUGGAAACAA